Molecule: messenger RNA, 1196 nt
Organism: Olea europaea var. sylvestris
Lineage: Eukaryota; Viridiplantae; Streptophyta; Magnoliopsida; Lamiales; Oleaceae
Product: RING-H2 finger protein ATL47-like
Exons: 3
Coding region: 267-863 (198 amino acids)
Source: RefSeq, a predicted model, not a curated record
ACAGAAAUCAGAAUCAAGAAAGGUUUUUUUAAGAGGGGACGUAGGAGAUAGACUAGUAGUGAUGAUUAAACAAAGUGUCUUUGGUUUUUGAUGUUGAUGAAUUGAUUUUAUGAUGUGGGUUUUGUGUGAAAUGGUUUAAUUGUUAUGAAGAGUGUAGGGUUCGACUUUUUCUGAGAAUUUCUGGAGUGGGACACUGAAGAGUACAUAAAAAUACUGACUUGGGCUUUAAUUUUAAUUUAGUGGUACCAUCUAGAAAGGAAAGAACGAUGUCUUCACAGAUAAAUUUGGUGAUGACAGUGAUUGGAUUUGCAAUGAGUACCCUGUUCAUAGUGUUUGUAUGUACUAGACUCAUAUGGGCUCGAAUUCAAUUAAAUGCUUCGAGGCGAGCUUUAACCACGGGUUCUAGAUCUGAUCUUAACAUUUUGGAGAGGGGUUUGAAUGGCCUUGAGCCUCUUGUGGUGGCUAAUUUUCCCAUCAAGAAGUAUAAAGAUUUAUGCUGGUCUUCAAAAGAAAAUACUCAGUGUACUGUGUGCCUUGCUGAAUACAAUGAGGAAGAUAAACUACGUAUCCUUCCUAAUUGCGGACAUUCUUUUCAUGCAUCAUGUAUCGACAUAUGGUUGCACAAGCAAUCCACAUGUCCUGUAUGUCGAAUUUCACUGAACGAGCUUCCCGAGAGAAAGCGGUUUAUGCAGCCAAUGUUUAGUUCAGCCAUCCGACCCCAGUACAGCAUGCAAUCUAUCAACGUGCGUUAUUGUCAGUGCUUAUCAAAUUGCCACAGACAUUCACCGAGAUCCCUUGACAACCAAAUGUCGGGCCCUACCCAGGAACUUCAAUGUCGAUCUGAGGAUGCAACGGCCUGUUGAUUGAUGGUAAUAUAAAACAUUAAACGAGUAGAGAGCACAUGUUUGCUGAAUAGUACUGAAGGGAAUGCUAGUAAUGGAUAAGUUCUUCAGCCACAGUAUUUAUGUUGUUGCUUUCAAGGGAAUGCCCAGAAGUUGAUGGCACUAUCAUUGAGAUCAGGUCCUGGAAGCAUCUAUGCACUUGUAGCUUUAUGUACAUAUAACAAUCAGUGAUUUGUUUUCCAUAUUUUACUCCUUCCUUGUAAUCUAUUUCUUGGUAGUUUUUUGGCUCUGUUCAGAAGAUCUCUGUAAUAUAGAUACCACCAUCUGAUGAUGCUGAUCCACCCCUUCUCUCUC